CUUGAGGCAAUGAGUGUUUGAUAUGGGCGGGUUUCAAGGAGUGACUAUUUCCGGAGUCAAAUACACGUGGGUAGGAAACCUGGCGUACUUUAUUGUGCGCUCUCUACUAAACCCCUGUACGAGCAGGUCCAUCAGGAAUUCUCUUUGGGUUGCUUUGAGGUACCAUACACCCCAUCUACGAACUCCUGACAUCCGAGCACCAGGUGUCUGCCAGAUACACAGCUUUUUCUUUGAGGUCCCUAUCAGCAAUCUCUUGAUCCCUAUGGCCGAUGCAGAGCCCAUGCUGGUCCCUGCCCCUGGGGGGGAGAAGAGAGCAUGCCCUGCUUUGGAGGAGGAGGUUGACCACAGCACCAAGAGACCCAGAGUCCAGAAGGAGGAGAAGAACGGAGGGCCCUCUCACAAGCUGCCCCAGGAUGAGGGAGAAGAGCCAGAGGGGGAAGAGACGGAGCCAUUGGACGAGGAUGGAGAAGGGGAAGGGUUGGGGUCAGGAGAGGCCUUUGCAGAGAUGAUGAAGCAUGGCCUCACAGAGCUGGAUGUGGGGAUUCUGAAGUUUGUCAGUGAACACCAGGGGUUCUCAGGCAUUCUCAAGGAGAGGUACUCUGACUUUGUGGUGCACGAGAUCAACAAAGAAGGCAAGACUGUGCGGUUGGAUGAUCUCUCCGUUCCUGAGGAGGCUGAGGAGGCCCCAGUAGAGCAGCCAGAGUCCCAGGUUUUCACAGAGGAGCAGAAACAGCAGCUGGAGCAGCUACAACUCUUCAAGAACAAAGAGGGUAAUGUUUCUAUAGAGGUAGCUGAUGACACAAAAGAGAAGCGGACCCUGGUCCACAAGGCUGUGAAGACCCUGUACCCUGGACUGGAGACAAAGACAGAGGAGCGGGAGGGAAAGAAGUUCAUCGUGGCCUACCACGCAGCUGGACAGAAAGCCCUCGCAGCCCCCAGGAAACACUCCUGGCCUAAGAGCCGCGGGGCCUUCUGCCACUUCGUCCUCUACAAGGAGAACAGAGACACCAUGGAGGCCAUCAACGUGCUCUCCAAGUUCCUCAGGAUGAGGCCCAAUGUCUUCUCCUACAUGGGGACCAAGGACAAGAGAGCCAUCACUGUGCAGGAGAUUGCAGUUCUCAAGAUCACAGCAGAAAGACUGUCUCACCUCAACAAGUGCCUCAAUAACUUUAAACUGGGAAACUUCUGCUACAAGAAACACCCUCUGAAGCUGGGAGAACUACAGGGCAAUCACUUCACUGUGGUCAUCAGGAACAUCACAGGGACAGAGGAGCAGGUCCAGCAGGCCAUGUCCUCCCUUAGAGAGACGGGCUUCAUCAACUACUACGGCAUGCAGCGCUUUGGCACCACCGCCGUGCCCACACACCAAGUUGGCAAGGCCAUCUUGCAAGACAACUGGAAGGAAGUGAUAGAUCUGAUCCUGAAGCCUCGCCCUGGAGCGGAGAAAGGUUAUCUGGUGAAGUGCCGUGAGGAGUGGGCCCAGUCCCAGGACCCAGAAGCAGCUCUAAAGAAGCUGCCUGUUAAACGCUGUGUGGAGGGACAGCUGCUCCGAGGUCUCUCCAUGUACGGCAAGAAGAACAUCAUCACUGCCUUCGCCAUGAUCCCUCGUAACAACCGGCUGAUGUACAUCCACAGCUACCAGAGCUUUAUGUGGAACACCAUGGUCAGCAGACGCAUUGAGGCCUUCGGACUGAAGGCUGUGGAGGGAGACCUCGUGCUCAGGGGAGGCACUGCAUUCGUGCUGUCCGCAGCAGAGGCCGAGACCCACUCUAUCCAAGACGUGGUGAUGCCCCUACCAGGGUUUGACGUCAUCUACCCCACUCACCACGUGGGUAAGGGCUACAGGGAGAUGCUGAGUGCAGAUAACCUGGACAUUGACAACAUGAGACACAGGGUGAGGGACUACUCUCUGGCCGGGGCCUACCGACGCAUCCUCAUCAAACCCAGUGACGUCAGCUGGGAGGUGAUUAACUAUGAGGACCCUCGUGUCUCCCUGGUCCACACUGAUGUGGAGAAACUAGAGGACCAACCUCCCCCAGUCUUCAACAAAGAGGGGAAGUACAGGGCUCUGAGGAUGGAGUUCUCCCUGCCUCCCUCUACCUACGCCACCAUGGCCAUCAGAGAGGUGCUCAAGAUGGACACCAGCAUCAAGAACCAGACUCAGCUCAACACCACCUGGCUCAACUAAUACAACAGAACUGGGCCCACUGAGCUUCGUAUAGGCCCACUGGGCUGCUUUUCCAGGCUGCCGAGCAGUCUGUCCUUUAGUGGGUGUCUACUUACUGUAUGUGAGACUAACAGUCUAUAUUGUAUGUAUGUGUGUGGGAGUGUUUUGAUACUUUGCCAAGCCAAAGGUCAUUCCUCUCAUGUUGUGUCAGUCAGGGUGAUGGGAAAUCUUACCUCAUCCCACGCUACCAAGAGUAACAACUCUGAUAUUUUAUUGUUACUACUCUGAUCAUUUUCUUAGUUUCUUCAUUUUUUUUAUCAGGAAGUUUUUACUGUCUUUUAAAGCUUUGCAGCACUGGAGAAAUUCAGAGAUAUGUUUUUGAAACCGCUGACGUGCUACAGAAGCACUUUAAAGGAGCUGUGUAGAACAGUUUAUGUAACCCAUGGUGUUGCUCUGUGACACCCCUGCUACUUCCCAGGGUACUACAAUGACCUGACCCUGGUUGUACAGAAUUACUGUUUGCUUUUUUAACUGUAAAAUGUUUAAGUUUUUUUGGAAACCAGCUCUCUUACAGAGAGAGAAUUAAAAUGCUGAGUGUAAAUG
This is a messenger RNA of Oncorhynchus kisutch (coho salmon), 2770 nucleotides long. Its product is annotated as pseudouridylate synthase 7 homolog. NCBI's taxonomy places the organism in Eukaryota, Metazoa, Chordata, Actinopteri, Salmoniformes, Salmonidae. The record is from RefSeq and is a predicted model, not a curated record. Gene Ontology annotation, molecular function: RNA binding; pseudouridine synthase activity. Gene Ontology annotation, cellular component: nucleus. The transcript is spliced from 17 exons. Gene Ontology annotation, biological process: pseudouridine synthesis. Bases 23 to 2188 code for a protein of 721 amino acids.